Messenger RNA from Pistacia vera, 2024 nucleotides. RefSeq lists its product as uncharacterized. The record is from RefSeq and is a predicted model, not a curated record. NCBI's taxonomy places the organism in Eukaryota, Viridiplantae, Streptophyta, Magnoliopsida, Sapindales, Anacardiaceae. The transcript is spliced from 10 exons. Bases 108 to 1862 code for a protein of 584 amino acids. Gene Ontology annotation, molecular function: ATP binding; protein binding; ATP hydrolysis activity.
UUUACUGUAGCUUUACGAAUUCAGUCAUCAAGUAAAGAAAAUCAAACACAUUUCUCUCUGUUUUUCAGUUUUGUUCGCAAACCUUAAGCUAGUUUUACAAAAUAGACAUGGAGAAUGGUCAGGAUCAGGGUAAACAAUCAUCAAGAUCUAAGAAACGUAUUACCAUUCAUGACUCUGCUCAGUCGGGGGAUGUUGAUGGGUUUCAUAAGCUACUUCAGGAGAAUCCAUCUCUUCUCAACGAAAGAAAUGCAAUUAUGUUGGAGACACCCCUUCAUCUUUCUGCUGGUAACAACAAGACAGAAAUAGUGAAAUUUCUGCUUGAAUGGAAAGGAGAUGACAAAGUUGACUUGGAAGCGAAAAAUAUGUGUGGAGAAACUCCAUUGCAUUUAGCAGCCAAGAAUGGAUGCAAUGAAGCUGCACGGUUACUUCUUGCUCAUGGUGCUCAUGUUGAAGCUGAAAAUAUUUGUGGAGAAACCGCAUUGCAUUUAGCAGCCAAGCAUGGGUGCAGUGAAGCUGCACGAUUACUUCUUGGUCAUGGUGCUCUUGUUGAAGCUGAAACUGAGUAUGGAGCAACACCACUAAAACUUUCGGUUUUGCACUCAAUUCGAACUGAAGACUGUUCAAUUGUCAAGACUUUGCUCGAGAAUAAUGCUGAUUAUAAUGCUAAAGAUGAUGAGGGCAUGACUGUUCUAGAUCAUCUUUCAAAAAUCCAAGAAAGUGGGAAGUUGCGUGAUGUACUUCUCUCUCAUCAAGAAGAGCAACGAAAAAAAAAGGCACUUGAAGCAUGCAGCAAGGAAAAAGAAACGAUGGAUGCCCUUGAUAAAGAGCUAUCAUAUAUCGUGGGUCUGGAUGAACUCAAGAUGCAACUUCGGAAAUGGGCAAAGAGCUUUCUUGUGGAUGAGAGGCGCAAGGCCCUUGGACUGAUAGUUGGCACUGAAAGACCUCCUCACAUCCCAUUUCAAGGAUAUCCUGGAACAGGAAGGGUGCUUCCCCACGGUAGGCCUCCACUGGCGAAACCUUUGUCAAAGAUGAAUGUUGGCAGCGGAAAACUUCCUCCUAUGGCAUUUCCAGGAAAUCCGGGAACAGGGAGGGCACUGCCUCACCCUGGGCUUGCACUGCCUCCGCCAUUGCCGAAAGUUGGCACCAGAAGACUUCCUCACAUGGCAUUCCUAGGAAAUCCUGGAACAGGUAAGACAAUGGUGGCUCGAACCCUUGGAAGACUACUCCAUAGUGCGGGAAUUUUGCGUACCCCUAUUGUAAAAGAAGUUCAAAGGACAGAUUUAGUUGGUGAAUAUAUUGGCCAGACUGGACCAAAGACUAGGGAAAAGAUCAAACAAGCCGAGGGAGGUAUUCUUUUUGUGGAUGAAGCUUAUCGACUAAUCCCUUGGGAGAGAUGUGGCCGUGACUUUGGGUUAGAAGCCUUAGAAGAGAUCAUGUCUUGUAUGGACAGUGGAAAUGUUUUAGUCAUAUUUGCUGGGUACAAUGAACCAAUGCAACGUGUAAUAUCUUCUAAUGAAGGUUUCAGCAGAAGGGUUACUAACAUUUUUAAGUUUAAAGAUUUGAGCUGUGAAGAAUUAGCUAAUCUUCUCCAUAUCAAGAUGAGUAAUCAAGCGGAGGAUAACUUGUUAUAUGGGUUCAAAUUACAUUCUUCUUGUAGUGAAAAUGCCAUUGCAGAGCUAAUAGAGAAAGAGACAACAAAAGUGCAACGUAUGAAAAUGAAUGGAGGUUUAGUGGAUAUAAUGCUAAAUAAUGGCAAGGAGAAUUUGGAUUUUAGGAUUACUGAUGAUUGUGUAGAGAGUGAUGAAUUGCUUACGAUCAAAUUAGAGGAUUUUGAAGCGGCUUUGAGAUUUUUACCCAAAUAACAUCACUCUUAGUGUUUGAGUGUGACGUAUAAGUCUUCUGGGUUUGUGCGUGUUUAAGAAUUAAGUUAGCUUGUUUAUCAGUUGAACUUUUCAUUUGUAUUUGCAAUAUAACUAUUUUAAGUAUUUGGGAUAAUAAAAUCUCCACUCUUUGUUUGUCAUUUC